UGCACAUUCCGCGCCAUGUUUGAAUCGUCCUGGUACUGGCGAGGGUGACAGAGUUUCGUCCGAUGUGACCCGGCCCCGACUGGUCAGUCUCCCCACGAGUGGCCGUGCCCCGAAACUCCGCGCUAAGAUUGGGACUGAGUAGAUUUCUACAGAUUCUUCCAGAAUGACCAGUGACUGUAGCAAAAAACCUAUCCUUAAAGAUGUCGUGGCAUUUGUGGAUGUGUGGUCUUCAACUAAGACUGAAAACUACUCCAAAUCAUUUAUAGAACAUUUGGUUGAUAUGGGUGCCACGGUCUCAAAAUACUUCAAUAAGCAAGUGACACAUGUGAUAUUCAAGGAUGGACAUGAAAGUGUGUGGAAGAAGGCUCAGAAAACGGGUGUGAAGUUGGUGUCUGUACUUUGGGUGGAAAGGUGUUUGGUGACGCACAGCCACGUUGAUGAAUCCCUAUUUCCUGCAAAAAAUGUAACUAAACAUUUAGCUGAAAAUAAGAGAACUCAUAGAUGUAUGAAGCCCAAGGACUUCAUAGAAAAGACACCGGAGAAAAACAAGAGGCUGCAGAAGAAAUUUGAGCAAAUGAUUCAGGAGCUAGAUUUAAAAAGAACACUUGGAGCUGAUAUGCCGUUGCUUUCAUUUGAAGAAGCUGCUAAAAUUAAAUCGGUUCCCCCGAAUCAUUUCUGCGAAAUGCAAGAAAGAUUGAAGGAAAUGAAAGAAAAAAGAGAAAACCUUUCACCUACAGCUUCUCAAAUGUCACAGUUGACAACAUCGGCUUCUCUUGUCUCUCCUUGCCACUUAAUUCUUGGGGAAUCUCCCACAGCAAUAUCAAAAGCAUUAUCUGAAGAAGAGUAUGAAACUGAUUCUGGAGGUGCGUCAGUUAAUAAAACUUCUGAACAAAGCAAGACUUCACUCUCAGAUGAUUAUGAAGGACAAGUGGGUCAACAUUCCCGCACAGUGCCUUUUGUACAAGGAAUGCAUUUAAUCAAAUCGCCACAGAAUGGAAACAAAAAAACUUCACCGCAAAGAAGAAAGAAAUCGAUUACAAAAAUGAAAUUACGGUUUCUGAGGACGAGUACCCUCACUUCUCUGCAUCGUGACAAAGUCUCAGACAGCUCAUGUAAUCAGAAAUUGAAUGAACAGUAUUCUGAAGGAAGUGUGAAAGAUUUGAACAAUGCCACAGCAGAUCUGAACCUUUGUAAUGCACUACUACAUAAAACUGUGCAGUCACUUCCACCAGUGAAGUCAACAACCACUGUAGAAAAUCACUCUCUUAGAGAAUCAGAUUUUGUAUCAAAUGAGCAUUAUAAAAAUUAUCCUCUGCAAUCUAAUUUUUCAAUUGCAACUAAGAAAGAUCAAUGUAGUUCAAAGAAAAAUUGGAAAUUAUGUAAGGACUAUUUUAAAUCAAGUCUAAAUAAUAUAUCUGAAGCAAGCAACUUGCCUGUUAAAGAGGACAGGUUGGUUUAUGAGGACUUCUUUUCUCCAGUUAACCAGAAAGACCACCAAAGAAGUAAAAGGCUUUCAUUGGGUGUACUUCUGCCUGAAUCACCAAGUCCCCCCAGAAUUACUUUUGGAAGCAUGAAACAGAAGAGAAAAUUGCAGGCAAUCAAUCCACUGAAUUGUGUGGAUAGAAAUAAACGGGCAAAAAGCGCAGCAAGUGUCAGUGUUGAAGUGCAGCCCAAUGCUUCUGUUUACAAAGAUAAUGAAUCUUUCAACACAGCUGCACUGACUAGCAAAAAUAUCCACGCUGGAACCAGUGUUACACUUCAGCCUGAAAUUCGUAAGAGGAGGAAAUCUCAUAUUGAAGAACUAUAUAAAUGCUUUUCUGAUGAAUCAGAAGAAUCUAUAAAUGAAGUGUCAGAGAAGAAAGAACUGCGACAGUGUCAUGAAGAGAAAAUGCUGGACUGGCUUCCAAAUGAUGCCACUGUGAAUUGUCUUCCUAAAGCCAUAAAAAUACCAACCAAUUUGCCCCAUGAACCACAAGCCCACUCAAUAAUUUCCACGCAACACUCUGAUCAGAAGAAUAAGAAAGAAUGUGAGAAAAAAGUACAGGACUGUCAAGAGGACAAAUUAUACAAAGACAACCUAAAACUGCAAAGAGUUGACAGUGAAUUGGAUGCCAACGAUCAGAGUGCACCCAGCCGAAGCAGACCCCUUGGAAUGGCGAUGAAUUGUUGCCCAAAUGAAAAACAAAAAUUACACAAAGUAAUGAAUGGACCCAUUGAAUGCAAAAGGCAGAAUAUAAAGACAAGGAGAACACUUGUCAUGACAAGCAUGCCUUCUGAGAAUCAGAUCAUUAUAAUUCAAAUUGUGAAACAACUUGGAGGCUUUCUGUUCUCAGACAGUGUAUGUGAAACAACAACUCACGUCAUAGCAGGACAUCCACGACGCACAUUGAAUGUUUUGUUUGGAAUAGCCCGAGGCUGCUGGAUCUUGUCCUUUGACUGGAUUCUUUUGUCGUUGGAGAAUGGAUGUUGGGCUCCUGAAGAACCAUUUGAACUAUCAGCCCAGUUUCCUGCGGCUACUCUUUGCCGAAUAGAAAAGCAGUCAUCAAAAGGACCCUAUCGGCAGGAUUUGUUUGUGGAUCAGCCUUUGAUGUUCAUUUCACCCCAAAGCAAUCCACCGGCGUUGAUGCUCGAGAGACUUGUGCAGUUGUGUGGGGGAAAGGUGUGCAAGACACUCCGCAAAGCUGGAAUUUGUAUUGGGCAGUACAAGGGAAGCCGGCCUCCUAGGAACCAACACUUGUCCGAAACCUGGAUACUGGACAGUAUUACCAAACAUGAGAUCUGCUGUAUGGACAACUACACUCUGGAACAGAGGAGAACCACAGUGGAAGAUGACUCUGCCUCUAUAAGAAGUGGUUUGUAAAGAAGCUACAUUGUGUCUCAGAAAAAUGAAGUUCUUUUAAAUCUGCAUUUUAAGAGUACAGUCUCUGACAAUUAUCUCUCGGUUGUUUUAUAUAGUGUGAUUUUAAAGUUCUUCAGCAAGUUUAAUG
This is a messenger RNA of Mobula hypostoma (lesser devil ray), 2987 nucleotides long. It is a transcript of the gene mcph1, whose product is annotated as microcephalin 1. Gene Ontology annotation, molecular function: zinc ion binding; DNA binding; ubiquitin-protein transferase activity. The coding region runs from base 164 to 2860 and encodes 898 amino acids. The transcript has 15 exons. Lineage: Eukaryota; Metazoa; Chordata; Chondrichthyes; Myliobatiformes; Myliobatidae. Gene Ontology annotation, cellular component: nucleus. The record is from RefSeq and is a predicted model, not a curated record. Gene Ontology annotation, biological process: DNA repair; mitotic cell cycle.